This is a messenger RNA of Osmia lignaria (orchard mason bee), 1554 nucleotides long. RefSeq names its product kynurenine/alpha-aminoadipate aminotransferase, mitochondrial. Gene Ontology annotation, biological process: biosynthetic process. Gene Ontology annotation, molecular function: pyridoxal phosphate binding; L-kynurenine:2-oxoglutarate transaminase activity. NCBI's taxonomy places the organism in Eukaryota, Metazoa, Arthropoda, Insecta, Hymenoptera, Megachilidae. The record is from RefSeq and is a predicted model, not a curated record.
UAAAGGCCGAAUCGAAUCAGUCUCUCGAAAACCUUGAUGACAGGCAUAUCGGAGUCAAUGACACGUGAAAGUACAAAUAGAAAAAAUUCCGAAUAUUCCAUUCACGUUUCGAUUAGAUAUUUAAUAAAAAGAAUGUAGUGCGCUCUCGAACGACUCGAUUUAAUUUAUUUAACCAGUUAACAGUGAUUGAACAGUGUGAUCGAAAGUGAAUUUUAAUAUUAAAAAGAUUAGCUGAUUUUGAGAUUAGAUAAAAAUUUAUUAUGGACGUCGCGAGAUUUUUAACGAACUUUGCAAAUAGAAGGAAACAUAGUAUUUUGAGGAAAUGGGCCAAGAUAUUUGUCGAAACUGAGGGUGGAAUAUCUUUAGCUAAUGGAAUGCCAAAUGCAGAGAUGUUUCCUUUCGAGGAAAUUGCUGUGACGUAUAAAAAUGGUACAAAAAUCAAAUUAAUAGGCGAUGAAUUAUCUUGGUCCCUGCAAUAUGGUCCUUCUCAAGGAUACUUACCACUAUUGAAACAAAUGCGAAAAUUUCAAGAAUAUUGGCACAAACCAGAAUACAAUGACUGGGACAUACUUUUCACACCUGGAUCAAUGGAUGGAUGUACUAAAGUUUUCGAAAUGACUGUAGAGGAGGAAGAUCCUGUGAUGGUUCAAGUGCCAACUUACAAUGGAAUUCUGAAUGCACUUGCACCAUUUAUGAUUGAAUUUCUGGGAAUACCACAGGAUAAGGAUGGAAUAAUUCCCGAGCAGAUAACGAAAAUUUGCGAGGAAAGAUCCCGUAGUGGGAAAAAAUUACCAAAAAUUCUAUAUGUAAAUCCAACAGGCGCAAAUCCAACCGGAACAAUUCUUUCAGAAUCUCGUAGAAGGAAGGUCUACGAAUUAGCUCAGAAAUACGACUUUUUAAUUAUCGAGGAUGAUCCUUACUGUUUCCUUCAUUUCCUUGACAAACGACCCACAACGUUCCUGGAAUUGGAUACCGUUGGACGUGUAAUACGUUUAGAUUCCUUUAGCAAAAUUCUAAGCGCUGGUAUGCGGUUAGGUGUUGUCACAGCGCAUAAAGAAUUCAUUCAAAAAUUAACUGUACACAUGGAAACGACGAGCCUUCAUGCCUCGUCCCUAUCGCAAAUGUUGUUAUAUCAAUUAUUAAACUCAUGGGGUUUGCAAAAGUUACAACAACAUUUCGAAGAUGUUCAAAAAUUCUAUCGUGAAAGACGCGAUGUUAUGUUGAGUUUGAUCGAGAAACAUCUUACAGGAUUGGCGGAGUGGAACGUUCCGAAUGGUGGAAUGUUUGUUUGGAUAAAGGUGAAUGAAAUUGAAAAUGUAUUAGAACUGGUAACCGAGAAAUGUAUUUCCAAAGGGAUAUUUGUUCUCCCUGGUCACGCAUUCAAUUAUGAUUUCUCGGAUCCGGAUCAACAUAUCAGACUUUGUUACAGUUACUCAACUCCGGAUCAAAUUGAUAAGGCGCUCUCAGUUUUAGCACAAUUAAUACGCGAAGAAAUGGCACAACAAAAAUUAAAUCGAAAUUAUUAAAUUAAAUAAGAAGUUUGUUUGAAUAAAA